UUUUUAUCCAUAUUUAUAAGAUUGUUGACAAAGUUUCGAAGCUUAGCUUUGAAGUGUUAUAUUCAUUGUUGUGCAAUACAAAUAAACUACUUUUGAUACUCAACUUACCUCGAAUAUCUAGAAUACCUAAACUAACUAUAUACUCUUGCACGUCAUAUUCUACUCUUACCGAAAUCAAUUUCGCAAUAUUUGAAAAUAAUGGGCAAAAACUAUUACAACAUCUUAGGCAUUGACAGAAAUGCAACCGAUGAGCAAAUCAGAAAAGGCUAUAAGCGUAUGGCGCUCAAGUACCAUCCAGACAAAAAUGACCAUCCACAGGCAGCGGAACACUUCCAGGAGGUUGCUGCCGCAUUUGAGAUACUUUCCGAUAAGGACAAACGCGAAAUAUACGACCGUUACGGUGAGGAAGGCCUACGGGAUGGUGAUGAGCAAGCAACGUUUCAGGCGCCGUCAUCUGAUAUGCUGCCGUUUAUCUGUGCCGUUGGAGGAACCAUUUUAUUUGCGUUUGGAGCUUACAAAACUUUUCAAAUGUUUACCAAGAAAAAGAACACAGAGCGGCAGGACGAGGCUUCGUCGUCCGAUUGAGAUUAACAUGUUUAUAAAUAUAUUGGGGUGUAAAUAAAUUGUU
This is a messenger RNA of Drosophila busckii, 628 nucleotides long. Its product is annotated as dnaJ homolog subfamily B member 4. Gene Ontology annotation, cellular component: endoplasmic reticulum. The record is from RefSeq and is a predicted model, not a curated record. The transcript has a single exon. Gene Ontology annotation, molecular function: protein-folding chaperone binding; misfolded protein binding. NCBI's taxonomy places the organism in Eukaryota, Metazoa, Arthropoda, Insecta, Diptera, Drosophilidae. The coding region runs from base 199 to 585 and encodes 128 amino acids.